This is a messenger RNA of Solanum pennellii, 3476 nucleotides long. RefSeq lists its product as uncharacterized. The record is from RefSeq and is a predicted model, not a curated record. NCBI's taxonomy places the organism in Eukaryota, Viridiplantae, Streptophyta, Magnoliopsida, Solanales, Solanaceae. The transcript has 4 exons. The coding region runs from base 392 to 3322 and encodes 976 amino acids.
AAGUAAAAAAAUAAAUUAAAACUGUUAAAAUUGAGCUCAUGGUCAAGUCUCAUUCAACUGCAGGUUCCACAAUCUCGACUUUUCUUUCUCUGCCUCUUUUCCUAUACAAGUCUCACUUUUCUUCCCCUUUCAAGAUACCCUAGGAUUCAACAUAGGUAUUUAUUUUUUUUCAUAUUAACUAAUGAUACUUACAUGUAUUAUUAAGACAAAUAAAUUGAAACGGAGUAUAUAUAUAUAUAUUUAUAAUUAAAAGAAAGUGUAAAUUGAACAGAUCUAGUUCUACCGCUAGCAAAGUAAUGGUGGUUUCAUUUUCUCAAUACUCUCUAUUGUUGUGACUAAGGAGAGUUUAAUUAUUUUUUUUCCCCAUCCAUCUGGGGCCCUUAUUGAAGAGAUGGAUGAAAACAAAGGAGAUACCACCAAGAAACAACAUUUAUGUAACUCUCCAGUUGACCCUCAUGAACAAGAUUCACCAGAUAAUACUACUCCGCUACAGCAUCCGGUUGUUUCUGCUGCUCCUUUUAUUUCUUCUUCUGCAAUAUAUAAUAUACCGACUGCUGCUGUUUCUUUCGAACAACAGCAUCAAUUUGAAGUUGUUAAUACAAAACGGCCAAGAUAUACUUCAAGUCAAUGGAAAUUCAUUUCUUCUCAUCAUCAACAACAACAGCAGAAGGCUGGUACUAUACUGAGUGCGGAAUCGAGUCCGAUAUCGCCUUCAGCUCACGCUACUACCGCUACCAAUAUUCCUCAAACUCAAGUACCAACCGCGUCUUCUUCAGACACGGCUUCUUCUCCUUCCCACUCUCCUCGGCCUUCUUCAGAGCCGAGUAAGAGCGAAGGAGGAGAACAAGUUCAUCAACAAUUUAGGAAAGGGAAAUACGUGAGUCCGGUUUGGAAACCUAACGAGAUGUUGUGGUUAGCUAGGGCUUGGAAAAUUCAGUACCAAGGUAGUGGUAGUGGUAGUGGUUCAUCAUCAGAGCUUGUUCAUCUAGAAGGUUCUCCAGGAGCAGCCGGGGGAGGAAGUGGAAGAGGCAAAACUAGAGCUGAUAAAGAUAGAGAGGUGGCUGAGUUUCUCAACAGGCAUGGAGUUAACAGAGAUGCUAAAACUGCUGGGACUAAAUGGGACAAUAUGUUGGGUGAAUUCAGAAAAGUUUAUGAAUGGGAAAGAGGUGCUGAGAGGGAACAAAUUGGAAAGAGUUAUUUUAGACUCUCCCCUUAUGAAAGGAAGAUUCAUAGAUUACCAGCUUCAUUUGAUGAACAAGUAUUUGAAGAAUUAUCUCAAUUUAUGGGCUCAAGAAUGAGGACUCCUCAAACUAGAAGCGGAACUCAGUCCAAUAGUAUUGCUGAUGAUAUUCCUACACCUCUCAUUGUUACCAAGUCUUUGCCUCCUCCUCCUCCACCCUUCAGGGAAGAUGAACUUCCUCACUCUGCGAGGGCGAAACAAUUGGUAAUGUCAAGUGGAACUGAAACAUUAAUUCAUGGAACAAGAGGUGGGUUCUUAGGGUUUGAAACAGUACAACCAUCUUCUUCAUUAGAUAUUAUGGGUGGUGGUCCAUCUUCUAGUGGUUCAAAGGAGCUUCGGCGCAUCGGGAAGAUUAGGAUGAUAUGGGAGGAGUCAGUGAGUUUGUGGGCUGAAGAAGGUGAGCAUCAUAGAGGUAGAGUAAAACUACAAGGUUGCAGUUUUUUAAAUGCAGAUGAAAUUGCAUUUUUGGAUGAUUCUAUGGUGGCUAGCACUAUGGAGGCCUUUGAAGAUGGACCAAUGAAAGGUUUUUCUGUUGAUAGAUUCCAAUCUGGGAUACAACUCAAAGUCUUUGGCAGAAGAAAAUCUUCUUCACCUAUUGGUCCAAGUGAAAGAUUGCAGCUUCCCUCUUCUGAAUUUCCCAUCAGAUCAACUACGCCUUGGGAAUUUCAAGAUCCAACUGAGUACUACGUUGGUUGUCUCAGAUCUCCUCCUCCUACACUUCCAAGCUUGUUUGAGCUUUCAUGGCAUUUGCAACAGCCACCACCGGAGGAACUCCGUUUCCCUCUCCGACGAGACGUGUUCAAAGACUUGCCUCAAGGGAGAGAAUUAUUCUUCACAACCUCCUCAACUGAGCUAUUAGACUGUAGAGGCAUCACUUAUGAUGUAUUGACUUGUAUCAUGCGUUCAAACCCUAGUCUCAACGCUGCAACCGCAACGGAUCGGGAUUCCUUCAUUGGCCUUUGGGAUGAUUGCAUUAACAGGAUGAUUUCCAAGUUUUGUUCCAUCGAAAUGGUAUUUGUACGGAAAUCCUCGUCUUCUCUCGCGGAGACCGUACAAGAUCAAUGGCCUAAUGUUACUGCUUUCUUAAGGAAUUUUUGCUUGUGGAGAGGAGAGGAAACUGAUCAGUUAAGAGAAGGUCAACUAGAUCCUUCGUCUUCUAUUGUAGAGAAAUUCCUAUGGAGUUACAUGGACCUUCCUUACGUGUUAGGUUACUAUGCCGUUGGAUUCAUCGUUACGUUCUGCGCGUUGAGUCGAUCACAGGAACGAAUCAUCCGAACCGAUCUCUACACUGUGGAUCUGUCAACACCAGUGGAAAGACUAAAAGCUUUAGUACCGUGCUGGAGAAUCGCCGGAUUAUUACCGUUAUUAGCUGAUAAAUGCUUCCAUUACAUGAGUAGCAAUUUUAAACAUCUUCCGUACACUGAUUUUGAGCGAACAGAUUUUGGCAAUGGAAAUUUCACGGAGAUGACUCCGAAUACAGUUGUGAGAUAUUUUUCUAGUAAGAGAAAAUGGUUGGGGAUGAAGGAGAUCUACGAUUUUCUGGAUCACAGAAUCCCACACGCCGAAUUCGUGGUUAGGGCAUCGGAGAAAGAUCUGGCGUUGGUGUUCAAGCCUAGAGGUUGCAAAUUCAAGCCAGUUAAUUGUGAUCAAUUGAUAGAAGCAUUGAAACAGGUCACAAAAGCGUUGGUCGCACUACAUGAUCUUUCGUUUAUGCACAGGGAUUUGGGAUGGGAUAAAGUGAUGAGGAGAAUCGACAGGGAGAAUGAAUGGUUCAUUACGGGAUUUGACGAAGCGGUGACUGCACCGCAGCUGUAUCCUCACGGAGGAGCAGCGGCGGGGACGGGGAUGGGUAGGCAUCCGCCGGAGAUGGGGAGGAAUUAUCAUGGAGUGAAAGUAGAUGUAUGGGGAAUAGGGCAAUUAGUGAAGAGCUGUGGAUUAGUAGGGGUGCCGAAAUUGCUGAGGGAAUUGCAGAAUAGGUGUUUGGACCAUAACCCGGAGCAAAGACCGACGGCAGCAGACUGCUAUCGCCAUUUGUUACAGUUACAGUCUUCCAUCUCUGCAGCCGCCGCCGGAGGGUAUUGACAACUGAUUCUUCUCAGUUCUGUGUAUGUGAGUGAUUGAUAUGCCUAUUUAUUUCUUUUAUAUUCCAUGCAAUUUUACAUCUCUCUUUUUUCUUUUCUUUUUUCCUUUGCUCUGAAGCCACGUAAUUAAUUCUCUUUAAUUUGUUUUUUGGGAA